AUGUCUUCUGCUCAGGUUGACGAUCAUAGUCCACAAGAAAGAUCAGAUGUCGUCGCUGCUGUCAGAGGUCUUCGAGGUGAUGGUAGCCCUGAUUAUUUUGGAAACACUUCACCGAUAGAAGGUGUAUAUCAAAAGGGUCGUAUGGUCGGAUACAAUGGACAAGAAAACAACGUCAGUCCUGUGAAUCAUAAUGGGAUGAGAGAGGAUAAUGGAUAUGGUCAAUGGCAUAGACAUACUGAAUCCAAUGAGGAGACGGGGAUAUUAAUAGUGGAAGAGGAAGGUGUAAAAUUGACAACUUUACAAAAGUUAAAUAUGGCAAUGGAAAAAAGUCCUGAUAAAGGUGAAACGCUAGAUGUUAGUAGAUGUGAUGUGGAUAGGGUGGAUGAUGUCGAUGUUGAGUUUCUGCGAACGGGUGGGAAGGAGAACAGGGCUAUCGUGUGGAGACUGUCAAGAUUGGCAUUAUCAUACAACGCUCUACGAGAUGGUGCUAUCGCUCAUUCCUUCUCACGUCUCUCCAUGCUCAGAUAUUUGAAUUUGAAGGGGAAUCAAUUCACCCAGUUCCCGCCAGCCCUCACGGACAUGCUUUCGCUCGAGAUUCUGGAUUUGUCCAAAAAUCGCCUCACGUCUUUUCCCGAGAAUCCUGGUCGACUAUCAAGAUUGAAAGUUCUGUCGUUGACAAACAACAAGUUGUCCGUUCUUCCAGAGUAUCUCGUGGAAUUUGAUAGUCUCAAAGUUUUCAAAGUGGGCCAAAACCCCAUCGAGUGGCCGCCGAAAGAGAUUCUAGGAGCCCUCGUGGAGCAUGACAUGGCUGGUGCCGAUAGAUCAGAUACACGGAGAAGGAAAGACGAAGAUUUGAGACCUUGGAUCGCCAAUAUGAAAUCAUGGAUGCGGUCGAAGGCUUCAGAAGGGAAUAGAUCAUUGGCCAAGGGGAGGACUGAAGAGGAUGCCUAUCUGGCAGCAUCAGAAGAGGAACCUCUUAGCGCUUCAUCCUUCAACAUGACUGGCCGUUCAUGGGCAUCACCACCUACCAUCAUGAGUACUCAAUCCUCCCAAGAGACCAUCAAAAAACUCGCACCACUUAGUAUUAAUCAAGAAGAUCAGUGGUCGUCUCAAAACCUCUCCCCGAAUCAGACCAAGUAUCCCUUAGGCCAGCGAAAUUGGUCCGCCGGUACAUCCGAAGACUCACUCAUCCCCUCUCAAUCGCCCAAAGCUUAUCAGCGGCUCAAACCUUACUCUCAUAAUCGAGAUGCAUCUGUAUCAUCCGUCAACACUCCGCCCAUCUCAGCCAGUACAUCUUCCGUCACUCAUUCCCGAAACUCAUCCCUGACUCGAACUCCCACAUCGGACCAUCUCGCCAUUCCUAUUCCCGUGGGACACAAUCGAGGUGCAAGUGAUACAGCCACUCAACGAUUGAGUGGUCAACUCACUGUGAAGAAGUCUCUUCCUGAUUUGCGACAGAGUCACGCCAGAAUCAUACAAGAGAGAAGAAUUGAGGUGUCCCAGAUGCCUGAUUCUGGUCCUUUGGGGUUAGGAAUAGGAUCGUCCACAAUGUCCGGCUUCAAAUCUCCAAGUUACACUCUGUCUGGGAAUGUUGACGAUGGGUCCACCUUGCGCAAAUCCUCGACGGAGAAUGAAAAGUCUCGCAUCCUUUCACGUAAGCGUUCCGCAGACGUCCUUCGCCGUGGUCAACCAGAUAUGACUCCUGACCCCUCCAAUGAACGCCGUAACUCUCAAGAAAAUCCAUUGGUGGAUGAAUCUCGAAAUUCGUAUUUCCGACGUAUGAGCAUGUUACCUUCAUCCACCAUCUCCAAGGCCAUCCCUCCUGUCCUUUUGACCUUUGUCGACGCCAUCCGGGGUAUAUUAUUUGCUCUCUCUCAAGUCCAUUCGGCUCUCAGGCAAUAUUUGUUGUUCGCAGUUAACGACCGAGUGGCCGGCAUGUUUAGUCGGGUCAUGGAACCUGCCAGUGGGUACAUGACAAAUCUUAUCAAUGCUUUGGAUCGAUUCGACUCACAUUCUCGUCGGGGAACACCAUCAGUCAACGUCAUACGAAGUGUGAUCGACAGUGCGAAAGAAAGUGUUGCCUUGUUCUCGAAAAUUGUGUCAGUGUUGAAAUUACAAGUCUCCGAUUUAAGAGAAAACGAUGUGAGAUAUACUCGAACCUUACUCCUCAUGUUGUAUGGUAGUAUGGCAGAGGUGGCUAAAAGUUGGACGGCAAUGGUACCUCUUAUAAGAGAUAUACGUCCUUUGUUAUUCACGUCAAUCUCUGCGAUAAAUAAACUCCCUACAGUCUACAAAAUCCCACCUGCCACUUCCCUUGGUGGAACGCCUAUCUCUCCUAUCAUCGAAAGAAGAGAAGGCAACACUUCACCUUCUUUAUUACGCAGUACUGGGAGUAGCGGAGCGCCUUCGUUGGAAAAAGUCCCUUCGAAUCGUUCUCGUAGACAGGGAGGAUCAUUUUCGACUCAAGAUGUGGAAAGGGGUAUGUUGAUGGCUUCUCCUACUCCACGCACUUCAGAAUCUGAUGUCAUGUCAUCAUCAACUUCGGCCACUGGGUCUGGCACAUAUGUACGACAUCGACCUUCUGCUUCAGCACAAGUGGUUCUGGACGAUACGGCUGAAUCAGAGGAAGAAGAAGAAGAAGAAGAGUUAUCAGGACAAACAAUAUCUUCAAAACCUUACAAAGGUAUAAUACCUAUCACACCACCCGAAUUAGUUUAUCCAGGUCCUUCUUCUUCAGAUUCAACAUCGCUCAUCAUGCCACCUCCAAAAAUUUCACACCAUCAUCAAUCAUCAUCUUCUGGAUCUUCACAUGCUUUAUCAUUAUCCAUCACUGGAACACACCAUCCUCCUGGUGGUAUUGGUGUUUCACGUAAAUUAUCAGUGGAUGUACGACCCCCAACACCCACUUCGGCUACUUUAUUCGACGAAGAUUUACUUGACGUGUUGGAAUCCGCCACCGAUAUAGCAUAUACAGUUUGGCUUCGAUUAGCAGAAGAAUUAGGAUCAUCAUCACCAACUUAUCAUUCUCGUGGACAUUUAAAAACUUCUUCUUCUUCUUCUUCUUCCACUUUAUCCACCGAACCAAUUGGUAAACAAGUAUCAUCACAACAUUCAGAAUUACUUUCUCUACUUGAACCAGCAGAAAAAAUUACUACAUCCCUUCGUCAAAACGUAUUGACACUUCGAAGUGAUCCUUCACCUCUUACGAAUUAUUCUCAAACUUCAUUACCUGAUGAUGCUCAAACAUUCAUCAAAACAGUUGUAAAGAUUACCGUUUUGGUCAAAACACUUUCUUCUCAACAUACAUUUUCAACAACCGUACGACAGAGUUGUUCUCGUUUAACUCAAGUAACACGUGAAUGCGCUAUACUCAUGCAAGUAUCUUCUUUAGGUCCGAGAAGAAAUACGAGACCGGGAACUGCUAACGUGUUGGGAUCUUUCCCUACUGGUAUGAACGGUGGACGUUCUGGUGUUAGGAUGGGAGCAAGUACGGAAGAAUUAUCAUUAUCAACACAAUUACCUCAAAGUGCUGUUUAUCCUUCUCACGGUUGGGCAGGUAGGAUAGAAAGGAAUAAUAGUGUUGGAGGUUUAAGUUCUGUUAGUGGUGUAAGUUCUACAAGUGGGACCAACGGACUGAAUGGAUAUAAUGGUUAUGGUGGGUAUAACGGAAUAAAUACGAGUGCUGGUGGAGGGAUGACGGGAGGGUUGAGAGGUUUAGCGUUACCUAAUAAAAUGGCAUUGGGGAGAAGCAGAAGUGCUCAACCCGUUCCAACACAUAAUGGAUGA
Messenger RNA from Tremella mesenterica DSM 1558, 3786 nucleotides. RefSeq lists its product as uncharacterized. Bases 1 to 3786 code for a protein of 1261 amino acids. Lineage: Eukaryota; Fungi; Basidiomycota; Tremellomycetes; Tremellales; Tremellaceae. Gene Ontology annotation, molecular function: protein binding. The transcript has 5 exons. The record is from RefSeq and is a predicted model, not a curated record.